Molecule: messenger RNA, 439 nt
Organism: Maylandia zebra (zebra mbuna)
Lineage: Eukaryota; Metazoa; Chordata; Actinopteri; Cichliformes; Cichlidae
Product: monocyte chemotactic protein 1B-like
Biological process (GO): immune response
Cellular component (GO): extracellular region
Molecular function (GO): chemokine activity
Source: RefSeq, a predicted model, not a curated record
UCAUGAAGACUCUCUGCUUCUCUCUGGGACUGCUGCUGCUUGCAGCCUGCUGCUGUGAUGCCAUCCCGAAAGGCGUAAAGUUCAGCACAGCUCCUGGAACCUGCUGCUUCAACUUUAAAAUAAAUGCAAUACCGGUGAAGUUGGUGUCCUUCAUCACCCAGACGCACAGCUCCUGUCCCAAGAAGGCGUACAUAGUCCACACUGUCAGAGGAAAAAAGAUCUGCUACACUCAGAGCUUCCAGUGGGCUCAGGACAUGUAUCGGCUCCACAACACUGAAGGCAGCAGCUAGCCGCCACCAAGAUCGUCAGCUAUCAGCUUUAGUUAAUAAUUGACUGCUUUUUUAAGGCCUUAUGGCUUCGCUUUGUAUUUGUAUUUUCAUAAAACUGGCUUAAAAAUAAACAAAAAAUUUAUGCAAGUUCUCUGAAAAGACUGUUAGAC